GAAGGAUGGUGUUGGACCGGCCAGUGAAGAUGACAAGGCUACGGGGGACCCCCACGAGCAGAAGCCAGAGGACGGGCAAGAGCAAAAUCAUAGUGACUCCGAGGGACAAAAUCGGACAGAGCAGCGACUCCAGAAAGAAAGGCUCUCAGAACAGCAAGAAGGCCUCGAGAAGCAACAAGAGCAGCUUGAGGAGGAGGAGCUGCAGCAGAAGAGGCUUCAGGAGAUUCGGCAGUUGGAGUCGGAAAGGUUAGACAAAGAAAGGCUUGAGCAGGAGCGACUGGAUCAGGACAAGCGCGAGCAGGAGCGACUGGAUCAGUGAGGAAAACUUGAGAGGAGCGAUGGAUAGGAUGAAAAGGCCUUGGGCGAAGCAGGAGCGGCUCGAGCAGGAGCGACUGGAUCAGGAGCAGCUUGAGCAGGAGCGGCUCGAGCAGGAGCGACUGGAUCAGGAGAAGCUUGAGCAGGAGCGGCUCGAGCAGGAGCGACUGGAUCAGGAGAAGCUUGCGCAGGAGCGGCUCGAGCAGGAGCGAUUGGAUCAGGAUAAGCUUGAGCAGGAGCGACUGGAUCAGGAGCAGCUUGAGCAUGAGCGGCUCGAGCAGGAGCGACUGGAUCAGGAGAAGCGCGAGCAGGAGCGACUGGAUCAGGAGAAGCUUGAGCAGGAGCGACUGGAUCAGGAGAAGCUGGAUCAGGAGAAGCUUGAGCAGGAGCGGCUCGAGCAGGAGCGACUGGAUCAGGAGCAGCUUGAGCAGGAGCGGCUCGAGCAGGAGCGACUGGAUCAGGAGAAGCUUGAGCAGGAGCGGCUCGAGCAGGAGCGACUGGAUCAGGAGAAGCUUGCGCAGGAGCGGCUCGAGCAGGAGCGAUUGGAUCAGGAGAAGCUUGAGCAGGAGCGACUGGAUCAGGAGCAGCUUGAGCAUGAGCGGCUUGAGCAGGAGCGACUGGAUCAGGAGAAGCUUGAGCAGGAGCGGCUCGAGCAGGAGCGACUGGAUCAGGAGAAGCUUGAGCAGGAGUGGCUCGAGCAGGAGCGACUGGAUCAGGAGAAGCUUGAGCAGGAGAGGCUCGAGCAGGAGCGACUGGAUCAGGAGAAGCUUGAGCAGGAGCGGCUUGAGCAGGAGCGACUGGAUCACGAGCAGCUUGAGCAUGAGCGGCUCGAGCAGGAGCGACUGGAGCAGGAGAAGCUUGAGCAGGAGAAGCUGGAGCAGCAGAGGCUGGAGCAAGAGCGACUAGAGCAAGAGAAGCGUUUGGAACGGGAGCAGCUUGAACAGGAGCAGCUUGAGCAGGAGCGGCUACAGCAGAAACAGCUUGAGCAGGAGCGGCUCGAGCAGGAGCGGCUUCAACAGGAAAAGCUCAAGCAGGAGCAGCUUGAGGAGCAGGAGCGGCUUGAGCAGGAACGGCUCGAGCAGGAGCGGCUCCAGCAGGAGGAGCGGGAGCGGCUUGAGCAGGAGAGGCUUGAGCAGAAGCUUGGGCAGGAGCGGCUCCAACAGGAGGAGCGAGAGCGGCUUGAGCAGGAGCGGCUCGAGCAUGAACGGCUGGAGCGGCUUCAGCAGGAGAAGCUUGAGCAGGAGCGGCUCGAGCAGGAACGGCUCCAGCAGGAGAAGAAGCUUGAGCAGGAGCGGCUCGAGCAGGAACGGCUGGAGCAGGAGCGGCUCCAGCAGGAGGAGCGGCUUGAGCAGGAGCGGCUUCAGCAGGAGAAAGUUGAGCAGGAGCGGCUCGAACAGGAGGAGCGGGAGCGGCUUGAGCAGGAGCGGCUCGAGCAUGACCGACUCGAGCAGGAGGAGCUGGAGCGGCUUGAGCAGGAGCGGCUUCAGCAGGAGAAGCUUGAGCAGGAGCGGCUCGAGCAGGAACGGCUCCAGCAGGAGGAGCGGGAGCGGCUUGAGCAGGAGCGGCUUCAGCAGGAGAAGCUUGAGCAGGAGCGGCUUCAGCAGGAGCGGCUCGAGCAGGAAGGGCUGGAGCAGGAGCGGCUCCAGCAGGAGGAGCGGGAGCGGCUUAAGCAGGAGCGGCUUCAGCAGGAGAAAGUUGAGCAGGAGCGGCUCGAACAGGAGGAGCGGGAGCGGCUUGAGCAGGAGCGGCUCGAGCGGCUCGAGCAGGAGGAGCUUGAGCAGGAGCGGCUCGAGCAGGAAGGGCUGGAGCAGGACCGGCUCCAGCAGGAGGAGCGUGAACGGCUUGAGCAGGAGCGGCUCCAGCAGGAGAAGCUCGAGCAGGAGAAGCUCGAGCAGGAGCUGAAUCAGCGCAAGCUUGAGCAUGAAAAAGAACAGGAGGUUGAAAGGUUGGAGUGCGAUAGAGUAGAGCAGGAGCGAUCCGAGCAGGAGAACAUCGAGCAAGAAGACUUGCCACUGGAGAAGCAGGAAGAUGCUGCCAUGCAGGGCAGAGUGCCGAACGGGCAGACAGAGCAAUCAUCAGCCGGGGAAGACAGCCCACAAGCGUCUGGCUCCGCCACCGACGCAGCCCAAGGGGAUGCCACUCCAACGUCCGAGACGCAGAGCGCGGGCGAGACCAACAGGGCGUUGGCGCUUCUUGCAGAAUACGAGGUUCGUUUGAAGGCCAUCUACCAGAAGCACAACCCUGACGCGCUGUCAGAUCCCCACCUGGACCAGAUCCUGGGCAAGUACCGGGAGCAGAUGAUCAGCAGACCUGCGGAGGCGAACCAGCCACAGGUCCUGCAACGGUACCGGGAGCGGCUGGAGAGCCUCUACCAAGCCAUCUCUGCCCGCUAUGCAGAAGAAAAGGAGGAUCUCAAGACGCUGUACACGCGGCAUAUCACGGCCAUCUACCGGCAGCACAACCCCACCAAGCUGGCAGAAGUUGACAAGCUGAUUGACAAGUACGCGGAACAGCUGCCAGUUCUCUACCAGUCGAUUUGCCAGAAGUACGAUGUCAAGCCGGCGCCGGAGCUCGCGGAGGCGGCCCAACCUGCGGCGCAAUCGGUCUCCAAGGAGAAGUCCGGCGGCUGGGGCGGGGGCUUCCUGAGCAGCGGCCUGCAGACCCUGAAGACCUUGCAUGGUGCUGCUGAAGGCAUACGGGAGCAGAUGGAGAAGUCCUUUGAGGAGGCAAUCCGCUCAGAGGAGGAGAUCUCGACAAUGCAGGUGGUACAGGGCUUGAGGGGUGCUGCCGAGAAGGGCGCUGCACUGCGCGUGGACAAGAAGGAGGUGUCGCCGCGGCCUGACUUCAGCCCCACCAGCGAGGCUGCCUCCGUGCCUGAGGAAGUCAAGGUGCAGCAGAAGGUGCCUCAGCAGACGCAGGAGCAGCUGGAGGCAAUGAUGACGGAAAGGGAGCGCCUGCUGAUGGAGAACAAGAAGCUGAAGGCGGAGAAGGAGAACCUUAUCCUGGAGGGCACCAAGAUGUCGCGGCGUGUGCAGUCGGUGGAAGAGCGUAUGAAGGCGGGUGCCGCUGAGCUGCGCCGGGCAGAGCAGCUGCAGUCGGACAGCGACAGGGCCAAAGAGCAGCUGCAGAACCAGCUCAGCCGUCAGACCGCCAAGGUGGAGAAGGCGGAGGCGCAGAGCUCCGAGCUGCGGGCCGAACUCCGGCGCGUGGCUGCGGAACUGGAGCGGGCAAAGCAGCAGCUUCAAGGCGAGAAGCGUCAGCUGCAGGCCGACCACCAAGCCCUACAGCUGAAGAGCCGGGAGAGUUCAGAGAAAGAAAGGCGCAUGGAGGAGCGCAUCCAGCAGCUUUGCCACGAGCGAGAGGAGCUGCGCGCCACCAGCAGCUCUUUGACCCUAGAGCUGCAGCAGGCGCUGGGGGCGGUAGACAACCUGGAGCGGCGGCUGCAGCAACAGGUCCAGGAGAUGGAGCAGCUGCAGGAGCGGCACCGGCGUCAGCUGGAGGCUGCAGAGUGCGAGUUUGUGAACGAGAGCAUGCCCUACCAGCAGCGCUUGGGGGAGUUGGAGGCGCAGCUUGCGCACCAAGAGCAGAAGUUUUUGGAGAGGGAGGCGAUCGCCUAUCGAGAGCGGGACAAGGAGCGGGCAGAGCUGGAGGCGGCCAAAGAGGAGCUGCGCCAAAAGGAGGCCCUCCAGGAGCGCCGGGCCCGCGAGCAGCGGGAGGAGUCCUUGCGGGCUCAGCGCGCGCAGCAGGACGCUGCGGACCUUAGACGGGAAAUGGCAGAGGUGCACACUGCCAGAGAAGCCGCGGACCGAGGGCGGGAGGCAGCCGAAGGGGAGCUGAAAUUGGAGAGCGCCCGCCGGCGAUCGGCGGAGCAGAAGGCGCAAGAGCAGCAGCUCCAGGUGGAAAAGCUGAGCUCCAAGCCGAGCCCCAUCCCCUCAGGCUUCCGGGACUCCGAGCUGCAACAGCUGCGCGCGCAGGUGAGUGCAGUCACCCAGCAGCGCGACUCUUUGCAGCAGGAGACGCUGAAACUCCAGCAACGCCUGGAAGCUCGAGGCGAUUCAAGUGUCAACGUGGCACUGGCGCAGAAGUUCGAGAUGGCUUUGCAAGCCAUCGGCAGGCUGCAGGAGGACCUCGAGGCGUGCCAGGCCCAGCGGGACUCGCUGCAAGCGCGGUGCGCUCAACUGGCCGCUUAGAAGCAAGGCCGGCAGCUGACAUUGAUUGCCUGGGUGCUGGUCGCGGCAUGAUCCACACGCAGUUGGUGCAAGCAAGCUGGUCAAAUCGGACGCUCCAGCGAUAGGCAUGCAUUAGCGCGCCGUGCAUAGACUCAACCCACCUGCCCUAGCAUCUUUCACAGCAUGGGUUUCGAGCUUGGGCAUGGGCAAGG
This is a messenger RNA of Effrenium voratum, 4696 nucleotides long. Lineage: Eukaryota; Dinophyceae; Suessiales; Symbiodiniaceae. The record is from the annotation of a GenBank genome assembly.